AUGCAUUCUGUGAUAUUUCUGAUAACAGCACUGGUAGCACAUGGAAAUGGUAUUGUGCCUGCACAUAAUAGUGGUAAAGGAUUACGACCUUGGCUCCAAACCGGUCCACCUCGAUUCAAGCAAAAUCAAAGAGUUGUUCAUGAGGUGUUCCUAAAUGACAAAGCAAUAUUUAAGUGCACUGCAUUAGCAAGACCGGCUCCAAAGAUCCAUUGGUUCAGAAAUGGAGAAUUUCUAGACCACACAACCUAUGCAAAUAAUGAACGCCUUCGUGAGAAUAAAAAACACUUCUCGUUGGAAAUAAGGAGAGUAGAAGUCAGCGAUCAGGGCUCCUGGGCGUGCAAAGUAUGGAAUCAAGCCGGCUCUAUAUUUCGAAAUUUUACUCUAGAAAUUAUUGAUUUCUGUGAUUAUUUCUUCAUGCAUGAAUUUCCGGCUCAACACGUUCCGGAAAAAUGCAUUUGUUUAUGGUAUCUUACGGAUGAGUAUCGAAAGGAUGGCAUCAACUGGACUGAGGUUAACAAUGAGCGCUGUGAAGCAUUUAAAAAAUAUGCAUCAAAAAUUCGAAAACCAUUAGGAAAGAAAAUAUGCGAGAAUGGUGCUUGUGGGAAUGAGUCACCGGGAAUGGACACGCACGAAGUUUUGCAAGGAGUUGGAUUGCAUGAUGCAAUACCCAGUGAUAUAAUGCAUGAUCAGCAACAACAACUCAGUGGCUUACAGGCGACAACUCUUUUGUCCGAUCCGGUAAAAUUAUUCGACUGGCUUGUGGAAAAUAAUUGGGUGGAUGUGAGUCAUUUGUUAUCGAACCUGUUAACACGGCAAAAAAUAACUGCUAUUAAACCAGCACUGAGUGACUGGAGUACUUUAGAUAUUGCUGAGAAACGUCUUCGGGCACGGACACUACUCCAACAAGAAAUUCCAGACAUCGAUACAAGUAUCACAACUAAUGGUAUUCAAGACAUUGAUCCAGAAAGUAAGGAUGUCGACAUUCUAAUGAACAACAAUGACAGCUCCUCCACUGAAAUUGAUGAAAAAAUCUCCGAAAAAUCACCCAUAGAUUUUUUAAUGCAUGACCAACCACGUCCGGAUGAAUCCCAUGAAAUAUAUUCUCCUGAUAUUGCACCGAGAAAAAUCUCUGUUCCCAUUCUGACAACAACUAUAUCUGCAAUAACUACAACGAAAAUGACCUUCCUGCAUACAACGAAUUCAGUAACAACACGUUCCACUACUCGGCGCAUUUUUCCUCUCCAGAAAGUGCUGCCGUAUUUCAAAGUUCGUGAUGAAGAUGCCGACACGUCUGUGAUUACACCUUCUGGAAGAACAAUUAAAUUGCAAUGCAAAGCUGGAGGACAACCAGAACCACAGGUUAUUUGGUUUAAUAAUAACAAGAAGGUAAUUACUACGGAAGUUCGAAGGCCAGUAGGAACUGAGUUCCGUCUACGGAAGAAUACAUUGGAGAUAGAAGACGUUGCCGAAUCAGAUUCAGGUGACUAUACAUGUGAGGCAUUCAAUUCGGCCGGUUCAGUAACGCGAACUUUCAAAUUGAGAGUUGUUGAUCGGAUGCGUUCAAAACCGAUCAUCGUCCCAAAUAUUCUCGUAAAUCAAACUGUUGAUGCUAACAGUACAGUUAAUUUCACUUGCAAGGUAAUAUCAGAUCUAACACCACAUAUCGUUUGGAUGCGUAUUGAAAUGACCAACGAUUCCAUUUAUUACUGGAAUGAAACGGAUCGUAAAUACGUUUUCCGAUAUACUGAUAUGCAAUCGGUGGAGAAUGCAAUUGUGACGAAAAUAUCGCAAGAUUCAUCAACGUUAACAAUAGUGAAUGUAACAGUGGCCGACCAAGGAAUGUAUGCAUGUGUAUCAGGCAAUCAUCUUGGCCAUGCGAUAGCAAAUGCAACUUUAACAGUUAACGAAUUCCAUGCAAUGACGCUUGCAACAGGAAAUCCGGAAUCGAAGUGGUCUCGUUCGUCUGUUAUGGCUGUCGUGUUUCUUUUUAUGCUACUUAUUUUCAUGCUGGCUACUACUCUUUUUUACAUAUUUUGCAUUCGAAAACGUUCAAAAGCACAAAUAGCUGAAAUGGAGCAAUUCAUUGGUCCAGUUAAAAAACGGGUCAUUGUUACAAAACGCCCAGCUGAUCCAGAAAACGAUGGUUGGUCUGACAUGCCAUCGACUUAUCAAAUUCAUGUAGAACCAAUCGCAACAUCUGGAACCAGGAGACCACGACUUUCGAGCGACUUAACUUUUUUGUCGGAUUAUGAAAUUCCACCUGAUCCUAUUUGGGAGGUCGAAAGAUCCAGAUUGCAUUUUGUGGAGAUGUUGGGCGAAGGGGCAUUUGGAGAAGUCUGGAAAGCGGUGCUAAGGAUUUCAAACGCACGAACAGUUCAAGGAGAAAUGCGAGAGGAGGAGGUAGCCGUCAAGAAAUUGAAAGCAUCCGCUCAUGAGAAAGAGUUAAUUGAUUUGGUUAGUGAAAUGGAAACAUUUAAAAUCAUUGGCCAUCACGAAAAUUUGCUUCGAUUGAUUGGAUGUUGCACUGGUACUGGUCCAUUGUAUGUCAUUGUGGAAUUAUGCAAGCACGGGAAUUUAAGGGAUUUUCUGAGAGCUCAUCGUCCUCGAGAUGUAGAUAGUGGUUCGCAGGUUCCUGAAGCUGCAAAUUGUGGCGCUGGUGUUGGCGGUAGUACCGAUCAUUAUUUAGAACCACGAAAGUUGCAAAAGAAAUUAACUGUUGCAUCAACACAUGAUCAAUCAAUGCUUAUCAAGCAUUUAACACAACGACAUCUUGUACAAUUUGCUUGGCAAGUGGCGAAAGGAAUGGAGUUCAUGGCCAGUCGGAAGAUAAUUCAUCGUGAUUUGGCUGCGCGAAAUGUUCUAGUCGCGGAUGGUUUUGUAAUGAAAAUAUCAGACUUUGGUCUAUCCCGAGAUGUUCAUUAUAAUGAUUAUUAUCGAAAGAAGGGAAAUGGUCGAUUACCGAUUAAAUGGAUGGCAUUAGAAGCUCUAGAUUCUCAUGUGUACACAAUCUACAGUGAUGUCUGGUCAUUUGGAAUAUUACUUUGGGAAAUAAUGACCCUUGGUGGCACACCUUACCCAUCGAUUGCAAUGCAACAAUUGUAUUCAUGUCUGAAAGAGGGAUAUCGAAUGGAAGCACCGGAUAAUUGUCCUGAGGAGGUUUACGAUGUUAUGGUUGCCUGUUGGCAGGAAAAACCGGAAAAUCGUCCAAGUUUCGACACUUUGGUUGAUUAUUUCGACUGGAUGCUUACUCAGUCAGCUCGUGAUCAAGAGAAUUAUCUGGAAGUGCAGUCGAUUACGAGUGAAGGAAGCGAGGAAGUCAGAAAUAUCGCACCACCGCCACCUCCACCAUUACGUGCAACGGAAAGUCCAUCAAGACAUAGGAAAGCACGACCACUGUCGGAGCCUGUUAUAAGUCCGAGUGAACCGGUAGUUGAUCCUGACUCAGAUUCUGAAUUUGAUAAUGAUUCCCAUCCUCUGUUAUCUGGCGAAAAAGCUGUUUUGUAUGAGAAACAAAGUCGAUCCGGUAUACAUCAUGCCUUCAUUAGAAGAUGUCCUGCUCUUCCAGUAGCUGAUAGUUCACCUUUCAAUGAACUUAGCUUGAAUAAUACGGCGACGAUAUCAAUCGAUAGUGCGAUCGGUUCACCUUUAUGGUCAGCUGGAGCAACAUCAACACUAUUAGAUUCAGAUGCGAAUGAGAGGGGUGAUUCACCAAUGUCGUAUAAAAGACGCCGAUUAAGUAAUGGGCCAUGCACCUAUUCUGAAGAUAGAAAAAACGAAAUUAUAGGAGAAAAAAACGGCACAGAAGACGUUACUUGUAGCAAAGACUUACUGAAUCCACAAUAUAUAAAUGUUGAGGGUGCAGAAGCAGCUUCUGAUGAAAAGGGAAAAUUGCGAGGUACAAAAUUUCCUUUCCCACCACUAAGGCAUACUCGUUUUUCUGAUUCAACUGCUUAUGAAGCGGAUUCAAUCCGCAUGGACAACAUGAGGAAGCCAGCACUUGAAGGAUCCGCAUCUGCCUUCAUUGUCAAUCAAGCAAGCACUUUAUUAACGAAAGUGGAUAAAGAAAAUCCGAAUGAAACCUCGGUAUCGAAGUCAAACAACCGUAACCAACAGCGAAGAUUUUCAAUCGAAUCAAGUUCAAGUGGACGUGGUGAAGUUAACAAAUAA
Molecule: messenger RNA, 4167 nt
Organism: Cercopithifilaria johnstoni
Lineage: Eukaryota; Metazoa; Nematoda; Chromadorea; Rhabditida; Onchocercidae
Source: the annotation of a GenBank genome assembly